AGCAUGCCAUCUCUGUCUUCGCUGCUGGCGCUGCUAGCCCUGACCACGCCCAGCUUAGCCGGCAGCUACUCCUACAAUAUGCGCGGCACAGACGUUGUCGGCCCCGCCAGCGGCACGCCCCCACGUCUGGUCAACAAGCUAGUGGUGCAGUCUCCCACACUGGACAACCUCUACAUGGACUACUUGGUGACCUCGCACCCGCUCAACCUGCGCAAAUACAACAAAAACGGCAGCAAAACGAAGAAGACCAAAAAGGACUCGAAAAUCUACUUCAUACCCAUACCGCCGCUACCGUAUCGCUAUAUACCCGGCGUUGGCUACGACUAUCAGCCCAUGAAAAUCAAGCCCAUACUGGAAGAGGCGCCCAGCUCAACGACCACGACCACGCUAAGGACUACAACAACGACAACGUCGCCCAGGCCAACAACAACAGCAACUCCCAUGACCACAUCGACCACGCAGAGCAAGCUGCUGCGCGUCCAGCAUCGCAAGGAUUACUAUUUCAAUGGACGUCCCUUCCGGUUGCAGGUGGCGCGUGCCGACCACAGAUCCGCACUGACGCCCCUUAAUCUUAAGUCCAAAUUCUAUUACAAUAAAAACAUUAUUUAUUAA
This is a messenger RNA of Drosophila hydei, 612 nucleotides long. RefSeq lists its product as uncharacterized. Bases 4 to 612 code for a protein of 202 amino acids. The transcript has a single exon. The record is from RefSeq and is a predicted model, not a curated record. NCBI's taxonomy places the organism in Eukaryota, Metazoa, Arthropoda, Insecta, Diptera, Drosophilidae.